Molecule: messenger RNA, 1929 nt
Organism: Budorcas taxicolor (takin)
Lineage: Eukaryota; Metazoa; Chordata; Mammalia; Artiodactyla; Bovidae
Gene: PLSCR3
Product: phospholipid scramblase 3
Exons: 8
Coding region: 465-1376 (303 amino acids)
Biological process (GO): plasma membrane phospholipid scrambling
Cellular component (GO): plasma membrane
Molecular function (GO): phospholipid scramblase activity
Source: RefSeq, a predicted model, not a curated record
CUCUCCGCCCGCAGACCUGGCGGGGGUCGCAGGGCUAGGUCUCACCCGGCUGCCCUCCCAGGCGAGCUUCAGCAUCCGAGCGGAAAGGGCGGGGACGCCCGCCAAGCCACGGAGUGGGUGGCCUGCGCUCCGCGGCCCCACCGGAAAGCAAGCAUUCUUUCUGCGCAGGCGCGCCACUCUGGCCAGGAGGGGCGGGGCCUGGACGGGUCGGGGGCGGAGUCACCUCUGGGCCCGCCUCCACUAGCUCCUCGGGCCGCCGAGUGCUGGGCACCCGGGCUAUUCUAGGGGCUUCAGACGCGCCGCCCUAGAGACCCUGGGCCGGCGCUGGGCGCAGCCGCCUCUCCGCGUUUGCCUGUCGGUCUUUGUGUCUGUCUUUGUGUCUGUCUGCUGUCUUCGAGCUUGCCUCCACUUCUAGAACUAAACCUCUGGGACACCGAGAUCCCGCGAAUCCUCGCCUCUCUCCCAUGGCAGGCUACUUGCCCCCCAAAGGGUAUGCCCCUUCGCCCCCACCUCCCUACCCUGUGACUGCUGGAUACCCGGAGCCGGCACUGCAUCCUGGGCCUGGGCCCGGCCAGGUGUCCGGGCCCGGGCAGGCACCAGUGCCUGCCCACGUGCCUGCCCCUGCGCCGGGCUUUGCUCUCUUCCCCUCGCCUGGCCCUGGGGCCCCAGGACCAGCUGCCCCCUUCUUGCCAUUGCCAGGGGUGCCUUCCGGCCUCGAAUUCCUGAUGCAGAUUGAUCAGAUCUUGAUUCACCAGAAGGCUGAGCCGGUGGAAACGCUCUUGGGCUGGGAGACCUGUAACCGCUACGAACUGCGCUCUGGGGCCGGACAGCCCCUGGGUCAGGCGGCGGAGGAGAGCAACUGCUGUGCCCGGCUGUGCUGUGGUGCCCGCCGGCCCCUGCGAGUCCGCCUGGUGGACCCCGGGGACAGAGAGGUGCUGCGCCUGCUCCGCCCCCUCCACUGUGGCUGCAGCUGCUGUCCGUGUGGCCUCCAGGAGAUGGAAGUCCAGGCUCCACCGGGCACCACCAUUGGCCAUGUUCUACAGACCUGGCAUCCUUUCAUCCCCAAGUUCUCCAUUCAGGACGCUGACCGCCAAACCCUCCUGAGAGUGGUGGGGCCCUGCUGGACGUGCGGCUGUGGCACCGACACCAACUUUGAGGUGAAGACCCCAGACGAAUCCCGCAGUGUGGGCCGCAUCAGCAAGCAGUGGGGGGGCCUGCUCCGAGAAGCCCUCACUGACACAGAUGACUUCGGCCUGCAGUUCCCGCUGGACCUGGACGUGAGGGUGAAGGCUGUGCUGCUUGGAGCCACGUUCCUCAUUGACUACAUGUUCUUCGAGAAGCGAGGAGGCGCUGGGCCCUCUGCCAUCACCAGUUAGAGGCCCUCUCUGGGUGAGGAGACCAUCAACUCAACCAGAAUUCAGGAUGGUCACUCGCCCUGGCCCCUGCUCAGAGGUAGCCCCUUUCCUCUGUGUACACUGCAGGCGAGAGACAGGGAAGCCUGUGAGGCUCGGGGCUUGGUGCCCCAUCCCUCCCCUGCUCCCCUGGCCUCCUUCACCUGUGGCCCCUACAGAAGGGUAUGUAUGAGAGCCCUUCCCCUGCUACUUCCUGCCACAUCUCCCGUGGCCCCUCAGCAUGCAGGCAUAUCGGCUUUCAAAUGUUCCCUACCCACUUCCUCCCAACCCCUUCCAGGGUCUCUGCUCCAGACGAGGCCUUAGAACGCAGGACUCUGGGGUUCUCUGACAGGGCUGGGGGUGGGAAAGACACCAAAGAUGGCGGACCUGGCCACCCUUUCCCCACAUCCGCUUGGCCAAUUUGUUCAGCCUCAGACAAUGGCACUCUGAGGGCAUCCUACCUCCCCACUAGGGCCAGGACCCCAGUGCCAACUUCCUCUCCCUCAGCUGGUGCUUGCUGCGACUUCCUGUGCCUUAA